CUCUAGAGCGGGGGUAAGUGAAUCUCUAAGUCGGUUUGGAGUUCCUUGCAGGGGUGCAAAGUGGUUCGGGUUGUGAACAGGUAUGAUAAGGAGACUGGUUUAGCCAACGUCAAAAUGUGUAGUAAUUGCAGAAAGACCCUGUCUUUAGCGUGAGCCUGCUUGGUGCUUUGGGAGCAGCUGACUUGAGUUGGUCCAAGUCCCCGCCCUCGUGGAGCUCAGCUGUCUUGCGGAAGGUUGAUGCGCGCACGUUAAAUUUUAAUUUCGACACUAGUGCGUGUCCCGCCCAAAAGGUUUGAGAAGACUGAACCUGCAAAGCACAGCAGCAGGCUGUCAACUUCCUAAUUGAAUUUGCUUUCGACAAUAUUUUGAAGCAGAUCUGAUAUGCCACUUGAAUUAAUAAAAGAAGUGAAUGGAGUACCUGAGGUUGAGCUGCUAGGUGAAUUAAACAAAGUAGAGUUCAGGUCUCUACAACCAGGUUGUGAUUAUAGCAAGAAAUACAUCCAGGGAAAACUUUCACUUAUUUCUUCUUUAACUUAUGGUGGAAACAGAACAGCUGUUUUGAAGAUUGCACUACAAGAACAAGAAAAUUCAAAUUCAGACACCAACACAGUCAAUGUACUAUUUUUUGGAAAAUUAGCAAAGGACUGUGCAAAAGUUUUCUAUGAAGGGGACACCAUUGCAGUGGCUGGAUUUGCUGUCUUGUCAGCAUCUUCAUCUACAAGCAGAGAUGGUAAACAUUGUUUAUUUUUGAAAGCAUUUGAGGACUUCAAAUCAACUGUUUAUGUUUAUGUUAAAUCUGUAAGAGAUUUUUCUGCAGAAUCAAUGUCUUUGGUUCCAACAACACACUAUAUAUAUACACCCCUGAAUCAACUUAAGGGUGGCACAGUCGUCAAUGUCUAUGGUGUUGUGAAGUUCUUUAAGCCUCCAUAUCUAAGCAAAGGAACUGAUUAUUGCUCAGUUGUAACAAUUGUGGACCAGACAAAUGUAAAGCUAACCUGCAUGCUCUUUAGUGGAAAUUAUGAAGCCCUUCCAAUAAUUUAUAAAAAUGGAGAUAUUGUUCGCUUUCACAGGCUGAAGAUCCAAGUAUAUAAAAAUGAAACUCAAGGUAUCACCAGCUCUGGCUUUGCAUCUUUGACAUUUGAGGGGACUUUGGGAGCUCCUGUCAUACCUCGUACUUCAAGCAAGUAUUUUAACUUCACUGCUGAGGACCAGAAAAUGGUAGAAGCUUUACGUGUUUGGGCAUCUACUCAUAUUUCACCUUCUUCAACAUUAGUAAAAUUGUGUGAUGUUCAACCAUUGCAGUAUUUUGACCUGACUUGUCAGCUCUUGGGCAAAGCAGAAGUGGAUGGAGCAUCAUUUCUUUUAAAGGUAUGGGAUGGCACCAGGACCCCGUUCCCAUCAUGGAGAGUCUUAAUACAAGACCUUGUACUUGAAGGAGAUUUAAGUCAUAUCCAUCGGCUGCAGAAUCUGACAGUGGACAUUUUAGUCUAUGAUAAUCAUGUUCAAGUGGCAAAAUCUCUAAAGGUUGGAAGCUUUCUUAGAAUUUAUAGCCUCCAUACCAAACUUCAGUCACUGAAUUCAGAGAACCAGGCAACGUUGUUAGCUCUAGAGUUUCAUCUCCAUGGGGGUACCAGUUACGGCCGGGGAAUCAGAGUCUUGCCAGAGAGUAACUCUGAUGUGGAUCAACUGAAAAAGGUUUUAGAAUCUGCAGAUUUGACAGCCAGUCAGUGUUCCGAUGCUAUAUGUCAUUCAGAACAGGAGGACAGCCUUCGGACUCUUUCGAGCUCUGGAUCAGUAUCACUGUAUGAAAUAGAAAGAUGUCAGCAACUAUCAGCUACAAUACUUACAGAUCAUCAGUAUUUGGAGAAAACCCCAAUAUGUACUAUUUUGAAACAAAAAGCUCCUCAGCAGUAUCGUAUCCGAGCCAAAUUAAGGUCAUAUAAGCCCAGAAGACUCUUUCAGUCUGUUAAACUCCAUUGUCCUAAAUGUCAUGCACUGCAAGAAGUUCCACAUGAGGGUGAUAUGGAUAUAAUUUUACAAGAGGGUGCAAGUAAGACCCCAGAUACCAAACUACAAAAUACAUCAUUAUAUGAUUCAAAAAUGUGGACCACUACAGAUCAAGGAGAACGAAAUGUGGCUGUUCAUUUUGUAAAAAAUAAUGGUAUUCUUCCACUUUCAAGUGACUGUCUGAUUUUGAUAGAAGGAGGUACACUCAGUGAAAUCUGCAAACUCGCAGACAAGUUUCAUAGUGUAAUUCCUGUGAGAUCUGGCCAUGAAGACCUGGAAGUCCUUGAUCUUUCAGCACCAUUCCUUAUACAAGGGAAAAUUCAUCACUAUGGAUGUAAACAAUGUUCUACUUUGAGACCAAUUCAAAAUCUAAAUUCCCUGGUUGAUAAAACACAAUGGAUUCCAUCUUCUGUGGCUGAAGUACUGGGUAUUGUACCCCUUCAACAUGUGUUUGUAAUGACAUUUACUCUUGAUGAUGGAACAGGAGUAUUGGAAGCUUAUCUCAUGGAUUCUGACAAAUUCUUCCAGAUCCCAGCAUCAGAAAUCCUCAUCAAUGAUGACCUUCAGCAGAGUAUGGAUUCGAUCAUGGAUAUGUUUUGUCCUUCAGGAAUAAAAAUUGAUGCAUAUCCAUGGUUGGAAUGCUUCAUCAAGUCGUAUAAUGUCACAAGUGGAACAGAGCAGCAAAUUUGCUAUCAGAUUUUUGACACCACAGUUGCAGAAGAUAUAAUCUAAUAUUGUCAUUUAGCUUAGCAUAUGUAAAAUAUUAUAAUUUUAGAAAACAUAAUCUUCUGUGAGAUUGUUAUCAAACACAUAGUUUAACUGUAUAGUUUAUCUUUCCAUUUUAACCACAUUUAAUUUUUUUUCCACAAAUAGACAUUAUGUUAUCUUACUGCCUUCUUGUGAGUAAGUUAAAAAUAUUUCUUUGGCUCAAAAUUUCCAGUAUGGUGGUUGCUAGGGGCAUAAAGGAGAAAGGAGAAUAAGUAGGACUGUCUUUGUUUACCCCUAGUAGCCCUUUCAGAGAAAUUGUUCUGAUACUCUACACUAAAAAUCACUUUCCUUAUUGGUUUUUCCAUGCGUCAGCCAGUGAUUUAUCUGCCAGCCUCUAUCUAUACUUGACCUUCUUUUCCUGCCCUGAUUUUUAUAUCAGCAGUGUUAAUGAUUUUAGCAUGGAUAUGGGGUUAGAAAAUGUCCUUACAUUAACUCAUUCUGCUUUUACUAAGUGCGAGGCAUGUAGCGGCUAGUGGUUUGAUUUGGUUUUGUACAACAGAUCUGCUUAAAGAAGUACUCUUGCUGCUUAAAGAGCACUCAUCAGUGCUCUUCUGACUGAUGACAGCACGCUUACAGGACUGAUUCACUUUAGUGUAUGUGGCAGGAUUGCUUUCUUUCAGUGCUGUAAACCAAUUUAGGAUAAAUCUGUUUUUUUAAGACCUGAAUUAUGUACUUCUGAUUGCUUGCGUCUCUACAUGGUAUUAGAAGGUAUUGCAGUCCACCUUGAUCUAAUAAAGCAGUCAGAUUUUACAGUGUUAGUGACUUACUUAUAUUACCUUUUUUAAAAUUGUCUUGUGUAAUAUAUAUCUAUAUUUCAGAUUGAACAUAGAAUGAGAUAUUUAUAUGGUAGUCUACUUUUUAUAUGACAGUGGUUGUGAAAUUUAGAAUCGUGAAUAUUCAGUUUUAUACAAAUAUACAAAUAUUUGUAUAUAUGUAUAGACUUGCGUAUAUUAUUUGGUAAAUACUGAGACAUACAGAUCUACCUAGUUCAAUAUUAGUGAAGAAUAAAUUAAUACACAUAUUA
Molecule: messenger RNA, 3799 nt
Organism: Canis lupus familiaris (dog)
Lineage: Eukaryota; Metazoa; Chordata; Mammalia; Carnivora; Canidae
Gene: POT1
Product: protection of telomeres 1
Exons: 20
Coding region: 382-2739 (785 amino acids)
Biological process (GO): telomere capping; regulation of telomere maintenance via telomerase
Cellular component (GO): chromosome, telomeric region; nuclear telomere cap complex
Molecular function (GO): G-rich strand telomeric DNA binding; telomerase inhibitor activity
Source: RefSeq, a predicted model, not a curated record